CAGGUCAAGGAGCGAUGAGGAUUUCGAGUUUCUCCUGCCUUGUAGCACUUCUCUCGCUCUGUCGCUGCUAUGGCUACCUCACCUCUACCAGCCUCCACGCCCUUCAUGCCCACACCAAGCAUGUGUGUGUGCGGCCAUCACCCCGCUACGAUCUCUCGCUGAAGAGGAGAGCGGAGAGGAGGGAUAUGAAGAUGGCUGCAGACUUUGUGCUAGACACGUUCGAUCCCGAGGAGGAGGAGGACGAGCUCUCCAAUGAGAGACUCCUCACCAUCAUCCGCAGCGAGACAACUGACCAGUUCGUGAACGAGCUGGUGUGGAAGUGCUUGGGAUACGAGAGGAAGGAGGACGGGAGCUACAUCAACGACAACGUGUUCCCCAAGUGGCGCGAGAAGUAUCCCUCUCCUCCUGACCUCAUUGGGGUCACGAGGAACUACACCUACGAGAUAGACCGACCCUGCCAGAAGGCGAAUCAGCAGCUCGUCGCGAGUAUACCGAUGAAGUACAAACAGGGCGUGAAGGAGCAUCUUCGACCGCUUGGCUUCACGGGCUUCAAGCUUGAGGAGCUGACGCCCAACAAGACGAGGCGGGCUCAGUGUGUCAAUUGGCUUCUGUUCUACCGCGAGGCUCUGCGAGGAAAGACCGUCGACCAGCUCCGAGCCGAACGAGCCGCCGAGACCGGCAAUGACGUCGCGCCGAAGGUCGUUGGGCCGCAAAGUCGACAGACAAGAAACGAUGACGGGGUGUCGAUGAUUGAGCAGAAGGACUGGAAGUAUCCGAGUAAGCCUGUCUUGUAGGCUCUCCAAGCCCGCCUGGCAGUAAAGAGUCGGAACCACUGUC
Guillardia theta CCMP2712 is the source of this 837-nucleotide messenger RNA. RefSeq lists its product as hypothetical. Bases 192 to 794 code for a protein of 200 amino acids. Lineage: Eukaryota; Cryptophyceae; Pyrenomonadales; Geminigeraceae. The record is from RefSeq and is a predicted model, not a curated record. The transcript is spliced from 5 exons.